This is a messenger RNA of Cottoperca gobio, 2439 nucleotides long. Its product is annotated as protein NLRC3-like. Lineage: Eukaryota; Metazoa; Chordata; Actinopteri; Perciformes; Bovichtidae. The record is from RefSeq and is a predicted model, not a curated record.
AAAAGUGCAGUGUGCAUCUAAGACUGAGCAAGUGACACUAAGAUGAUAAAUUCAUGUUUCCACAAUAGCGUUAACCCCUUUCCACACAAAAAGGAGCACGAGACGUGAAUGCCACUAUUUCAGCCACUGAUUCACACAAUAAAGCUGCUGAUGAAACGCAGGAGGAGUUGCCAACAGGGAGGGACAUUGAAAGUGAAAGUAACAAGUCGGACUGACAGACGCCAUUUUCUCGUCGACAGAGCCGCAGCAGCAGAACAGGUAACUCUCAGACUGGAGAAGAUGAAUGAUUUAACAGAUGAGGAGGAGGACGGCUCAGUGUCUGCAGUCCCCAGCUGUCUGUCUCUGAAGAGUGACAGGUCUAUGUACGAACCUCCACUCUUCAGUAAUGAACCUGGACCCUCAGACACAAAAAAGAAGAGCAAAACUCCUGUUUCUGUGGAGGAGCAGCGGUCCAGCUGUGCUUUGUGUCAGGACGUCCUGAAGGAUCCAGUCUCUACCAGCUGUGCACACUGGUUCUGCAGACAGUGCAUCGCCUCAUACUGGGACCAGUCUGCUUCAUCAGGAGACCCCCCCUGUCCCCAGUGUGGAAAAAGAUCCAGAACAAGACUGCAGACAGCCAGUCAGACCAGCUGUGCACACACAGAUAGAGGUCUGCAGGAGGUUUUAGAUGAACAUAGGAUCAGUCUGAAGAGGAGAUGUGAACGUGUGACUGAAGGAAGUGAAGAAACAGUGAGUAAAACCCUCCUCAACAGGAUCUACACUGAGCUCUACAUCACAGAGGGACUGAGUGAAGAGGUUAAUACUCAACAUGAGGUGAAGCAGCUUGAGACAGCUUCCAAGAAAAAGAUCCUCCGUGACGCUCCAAUCAAGUGCCACGACAUCUUUAAAGCCUCACCUGACCAACAGGUACACAUCAGAGUCGCCCUGACGGUCGGCGUCGCUGGCGUUGGAAAAACCUUCUCAGUGCAGAAGUUCACUCUGGACUGGGCAGAGGGUUUGGAAAACCAAGAUGUCAGUCUGCUGAUUCCGCUUUCCUUCAGGGAGCUGAACUUGAUCAAAGCUGAGCAGUACAGUCUUCUCAGGCUGCUCCAUGUUUUCCAUCCAACCUUACAGAAGGUCACAGCAGAGACGCUCGCUGUCUGUAGCGUUUUGUUCAUCUUUGACGGCCUGGAUGAAAGCAGACCUUCACUGGAUUUCCACAACAAUGAGGUUGUGUCUGAUGUCACACAGCAGUCAUCAGUCAACGUGCUGUUGACAAACCUCAUCAGCGGGAAUCUGCUUCCCUCGGCUCUCGUCUGGAUAACUUCCCGACCUGCAGCAACCAAUCAGAUCCCUCCUGCACGUGUGGACAGGGUAACAGAAGUACGAGGCUUCACUGACGUCCAGAAGGAGGAGUACUUCAGGAGGAGAUUCAGUGAUGAAGAACGGUCCGGCAGAAUCAUCUCUCACAUCAAGACAUCCAGGAGCCUCCACAUCAUGUGUCUGAUCCCCGUCUUCUGCUGGAUCACUGCUACAGUUCUGGACCACAUGUUGACUACAGACCAGAGAGGAGAGCUGCCCCAGACCCUCACUGACAUGUACUCACACUUCCUGCUGGUUCAGACCAAGAGGAAGAAGCAGAAGUAUGAUGAGGGACAUGAGACGAGUCCACGGGAGCUGACGAAGGCUGACGGGAAACUUCUUCUGAAGCUGGGGAGGCUGGCGUUUGAACAUCUGGAGAAAGGAAACAUCAUGUUCUACCAAGAAGACCUGGAGCAGUGUGGUCUUGAUGCCACGGAGGCCUUGGUGUACUCAGGAGUUUGUACAGAGAUCUUCAAAAGAGAGAGUGUGAUCUUCCAGAAAACAGUCUACUGCUUUGUUCAUCUGAGCAUUCAGGAGUUUCUGGCUGCAGUCUACCUGUUCCACUGUUACAGCAAGAGGAACACAGAGGUACUGAAGGACUUCCUGGGGAGUGACUGGGAGAAUGACUCAUCCCUGGAUGUCUUCCUGUCUGAAGCCAUGAAGAAAUCCCUCACAAGUAAGAAUGGCCACCUGGACCUGUUUGUCCGCUUUCUCCACGGCCUCUCUCUGGAGUCCAACCAGAGACUCUUAGGAGGCCUGCUGGGUCAGACAGACAACAGUCCACAAAUGAUCCAGAGAGCCAUCAACACCCUGAAGGAGAUGAGGAGUGAAGAUACCUCUGCUGACAGAAGCAUCAACAUCUUCCACUGUCUGACAGAGAUGAAGGACCACUCAGUACAUCAGGAGAUCCAAGAGUUCCUGCAGUCAGAGAACAGAUCACAGAAGAAACUCUCUGAGAUCCAGUGCUCAGCUCUGGCUCACAUGCUGCAGAUGUCAGAGGAGGUUCUGGAUGAGUUGGACCUGGAGAAGUACAACACGUCACGGGAGGGACGACGGAGACUGAUUCCAGCUGUGAGGAACUGCAGAAAGGCUGUGUAA